Molecule: messenger RNA, 1737 nt
Organism: Humulus lupulus (European hop)
Lineage: Eukaryota; Viridiplantae; Streptophyta; Magnoliopsida; Rosales; Cannabaceae
Product: protein JINGUBANG-like
Exons: 1
Coding region: 88-1614 (508 amino acids)
Molecular function (GO): protein binding
Source: RefSeq, a predicted model, not a curated record
AUCAACUACUGUACUUAUUACUAUGUAUAUAUAUAUAUUUAUAUAUAUAACCCAACUUGUAAAUAUCAUUUUCUUCCUCAUGCUGCCAUGGAAUUUUAUCACCAAAACUCAGAUGAUAUCCUUAGCAUCAUAUACGAAGAGAGAAGUUACACCACUUCAAUAGAAACUCCAAGUAGUAUCAAUCUCAAUCUCAAUCAUGAUCGACAACAUCAAUACCACGAUGAAACAUACGAUGACGAAAUAUACCACAAUGAUCCUUACUACUUCAGCCCAUUAGCACCUUCAAGCCCAACCCAAGCCCAUAUCCAGGCCCAGCCCAGUUUUCUGCCACCGCCGAGCCCAGAAUCGCCUUGGACCUGCUCACCUCUCCAAACCCCAUCCCCUUCUCUCCUCUACCACUGCAUCGCCUCCCUCCACCGCCACGACGGAACAAUCUACUCCGUCGCGGUCUCAAACGGCGUCGUAUUCACAGGCUCAGACAGCACGAGGAUCCGCGCGUGGAGGCCACCGGACUGCGUUGAGCGUGGGCUUCUGAAGUCCAACUCGGGUGAAGUCAGAGCAAUUUUAGCAUACGGUGACAUGCUUUUCACUUCCCAUAAGGACCUCAAAGUGAGGGCGUGGAAUUUCGCUGUCGUUUCGAGCAAUUUCCUCUUCAAGAAAUUGUCGUCUAUACCCAGAAAACGACGAAGCUCGUUUCAGCUGUUUUCGAAGCCGAAAUUCACCGAACGACACAAAGAUUGUGUGUCGUGUUUGGCGUAUUACCACGCCGAGGGUCUCCUCUACACCGGCUCACACGAUAGAACGGUCAAGGCCUGGCGAGUCUCGACUCGGAAGUGCGUUGACUCGUUCGUGGCUCACGAAGAUAACGUUAAUGGCAUAUUGGUUAACCAAGAAGACGGUUGCGUCUUCACUUGCUCGUCCGAUGGGUCUGUAAAGAUAUGGAGAAGAAUCUACAGAGAGAACUCUCAUACCCUCACCAUGAUUCUUCGUUUCCAACCUUCUCCGGUGAACGCCAUAGCUCUGAGCUCGUCCUCCGGGUCAACCGGAUCCGGGUUUCUGUACUCGGGGUCCGGGGACGGGACCAUAAAUUUCUGGGAGAAGGAGAGAAUGUCGUACAGGUUCAACCACGGUGGGUUCUUGCAGGGUCACCGGUUCGCGGUGCUGUGCGUGGUGGCGGUGGAGAAGAUGGUGUUCAGUGGGUCGGAGGACACGACGAUUAGGAUAUGGCGGAGAGAGGAAGGGAGCUGUUUGCAUGAGUGUUUGGCGGUGUUGGAUGGGCACCGUGGUCCGGUGAGGUGCUUAGCGGCGUGUUUGGAAAGAGAGAAUCUUGUGAUGGGGUUGUUUCUGAUUUACAGUGCGAGUUUGGAUCGAACUUUCAAGGUUUGGAGAGUUAAGGUGUUGCCGGAGGAGGAACCGGAGCAGGAGCCGGAGCCGGAGAACAGGAGUGUGUACUGUGGUGGUGGUGGGUCCGAGUUCAGUAGUAAUAUGGAUGAGUUGGAUCGGAGCGAUUCGAGGACUCACCAGUAUUACGAGAAUAAUACUACUACGAGUCCAGUUUUGUCACCUUCUUGGGUUCAGAUUAAGAAGAGUUCCCAGGUUAAGCAUUUUCAGUAGAAAAAAUAAACCCAAUGAUAUUUUGGAUUAUACAUACAUAUAAUUUUGUGUUUGUUAUUUUUAUUAACUUUAAUUAAGAAUAAUUAAGCUAAAUUACUAUAUAUAUUUUCCAUGGAAAUAAGA